Drosophila obscura is the source of this 1046-nucleotide messenger RNA. It is a transcript of the gene sel, whose product is annotated as protein seele. NCBI's taxonomy places the organism in Eukaryota, Metazoa, Arthropoda, Insecta, Diptera, Drosophilidae. Bases 265 to 840 code for a protein of 191 amino acids. The transcript has 3 exons. The record is from RefSeq and is a predicted model, not a curated record. Gene Ontology annotation, cellular component: endoplasmic reticulum.
AUUUACUUUACUCGAAUAUUUAUUUAUCAUUCUCAAUAGACUAACCGUCGCACACCUCCGCCCAUAGCAUAUUUAAAUGCACUGCUGAUUAGAGUAAUUUGAGCUACAUAGUCCACGUAGCUCUAAAGUCGUAUAUCCCAGAGUGGACACUAUCUGUUCGCGCACUUUCAAACCGCAAGCGCUGUGCUGACGUGGUCCAGUAGCUAAUAAUUUUGAGAGCUGUUAUUCCCAUUUAAUUAAAUUAUUGUUAAAUAUUUUUAAACCAUGCUGACAAAGGCCCUACCUUUACUAUUGUGCUGCCUGGUGGUGCUGGCCCAAGGCUACAGUUUCACGUCGAAGGAAGUCAAGUGCCACGUGUGCAAGGCCACGGUGAUAGAGCUGGAAGAAGCCAUUGCCAAGGAGGAUGCCAAUAAGAAGGUCGAUGUGAGUGGUUUCCGCCUGGAUGCCCAGGGAAAUUCGGUAAGCAAGCGUGUACGCUUGAUCAAGUCUGAGAUGUUCCUCACUGAGCUCAUGGAGAAGAUCUGUGAAAAAAUGGAUGAUUACCUGAAGGCCACCUACAAGAGCAACGGCAAAUUCACACUGCUGAAGAUGAUAGUCAAUGGCCAGAUGAACCCGGAAUCUUCAUUGGUCGAUUUCGUCCAAGACGGCGAUCUUAACAAGAGUCUGGGCCACUUUUGCAAUGAGGUGCUGGAGGACAAUGACGAAAUCUUCCUGAAAGCAUUCCAAGCCGAGGAGCUGGGCAAUGAUUUGGAUAUCAAAAUCUGCUCGGAGCAGGCCAAAUACUGCGACGAGGCGCCCGUACAGGAUGAAUACGACUUUGACGAAAAGGAGGAGCUGUAGAGAUGUAGUUAUCCUAGUCAAUUCCACUAACGAAUUUCCAUGAUCAUCACCAUUGUGUUGCGCAGAGCCCACCCGCUCACGGCGGGCUCCGAUCCGUACUGAACUUUCGAACGAAACUUAUAUAUACAUAUUGUAUAGACAAAGCCAGCGCUUAAAAACUAGAUAAGACAAUAUACAUCAAAUCAAUGUGCAAUGCCAUCCAUUAA